AUGGAGAUAGGUCUGUUACACACAUUUUUGUCUAUUUUACCUAAAUGUUCUUGGUUGAGCUAUGCAGUUUAUGUUCUCCAAAAAUUAGAGAAAGAUAAUGCUGAUAAUCCUUCACUCAAAAUAAACAUAUUGUAUGAUGUUGCAUGCAUGUUGGUGAAACACUUACAGGUUAAAUUUAGUCCCCGUCGUAAAGAAGGAUUUGGCCUAACUGACGGUGAGAUGUUGGAGAGAUUGUGGGCUUACAUUCGCAAAUUUAGCAGAAUGACUAAAGAAAUACGUCCAAGUCACAGAGUUGAUGUCCUCAGUUAUGCUCUUUUACAUUAUGGAAAGAAAACGAAGAUUAAUUUAGGCAAUUUGCUGAUGGCAAGGAUGAAGCGAGCUGUUGACGUGAAAGAAACUGCAAAAUUAGAUAUUGAAAAGUUAUGCUGGUGUUUUCCGUCUCACAGGAUUUCAAUAGAUGAUAUUCGUGAGUGGAAGAAGGACGAAUCGACUUUUUUGGUCGUGAAAUUGAGACUGAAGAAGAUUGGAAAUGCAAGUACGUUAUAUACCUGGACUUGUACACUGAUCUUUACCAUCGAUGGAAUGGUUGCACUGAUCCAAGUGAACUGACUGUUCGAUUUAAUCAGAUGAAAAAAAUGACGAGCAGUUGAAGAUCAUGGAAAGGGAAAACUCAAUUUCUGCACACUGGCAAAAUACUGACUCAGAGUACGAAAAUGCAAAACGCAAGGUUGGGUCUAGGAAAGAAAAACGUGUUUUGUCUCGAAUGAGGAAAAAUGUUGUUUAAAGAUGGUUUCUCCUAAAUCUUAAGUCUAAAUACUGUGGUAACUAUAGGUAUCUCAUAAAUGUUCCAUACCACUUGCAAUGCUUGUAAAUUACUUUAUAUGUUCCCUUCUUUGUAAUGUUCUCUGUAUGUUUGUUCUGUUUUUCACAUGGUCAAGCGUUGGCAUCCAGACUUUCGAAGCAAAUUACUCGAGUAACAAAGGAUGUCAAUAAAGAUAUCGCAGCUUAUAA
Molecule: messenger RNA, 1011 nt
Organism: Xenia sp. Carnegie-2017
Lineage: Eukaryota; Metazoa; Cnidaria; Anthozoa; Malacalcyonacea; Xeniidae
Exons: 7
Coding region: 1-609 (202 amino acids)
Source: RefSeq, a predicted model, not a curated record